CUUCCUUGCAUUUUUCCUUUACAAGCCACUGUGAACGGUUCAGAAAUAACGAAAGUAGAAAAAGAGGACAGUUUCGAAGAUGGGAAAAUUAAUAUGUAUAUUUCUACUUUUAAUUGUUUCAAAGAAUCUCGUCUUGAGUCGUACGAUAUUUCGAGACAAUUUUGUAUCGGGUCUAAGAUACAUAAGGUCGGCCGAAAAUGAAAAUCCGGAAAUUAAAACGAGCAACGAAAAUACACAGAACGACAACCCUAAUAUAAAUAUCAAUAAGUUGGAUGAUAACAACUCAAAACAUUUGGAGAAUAAUAAUGAAAAUUCCAAGGAAGGUCAUGGUCAUUUAAAACACAUAUUUGGAGACAAUACAAAAUCUGAUAAUUCAAAAGGUUCACAAAAUGAUGAUUACGAUGGAGAGAGUAAAAAAUCACAUGGCUCAAAAAACGGAGCAGAUAAUAACUCCAAUAUAAACAAUGGAAGUGGAAGUAGUUCUAUAAACACUGGAAAGACUGGAAAUAGCAAACAACAAAGUACAGAAGACAACGAAGAUAGUUCAGAAACCAGCAAUGACUCUAAACAGAAAAAUAGUUCAGGAAAAAAUAAUAAUUCUAAAGAAAAAGGCAGUUCAGGAAACAGCAAUGACUCUAAAGAUGGCAACAGUUCAGAAGGCAGCAAUCAAUCUAAAGACAAUGACAGUUCAGAAACCAGCAAUGACUCUAAACAGAAAAAUAGUUCAGGAAAAAAAAAUAAUUCUAAAGAAAAAGGCAGUUCAGGAAACAGCAAUGACUCUAAAGAUGGCAACAGUUCAGAAGGCAGCAAUCAAUCUAAAGACAAUGACAGUUCAGAAACCAGCAAUGAUUCUAAACAGAAAAAUAGUUUAGGAAAAAAUAAUAAUUCUAAAGAAAAAGGCAGUUCAGGAAACAGCAAUGACUCUAAAGAUGGCAACAGUUCAGAAGGCAGCAAUCAAUCUAAAGACAAUGACAGUUCAGAAACCAGCAAUGACUCUAAACAGAAAAAUAGUUCAGGAAAAAAUAAUAAUUCUAAAGAAAAAGGCAGUUCAGGAAACAGCAAUGACUCUAAAGAUGGCAACAGUUCAGAAGGCAGCAAUCAAUCUAAAGACAAUGACAGUUCAGAAACCAGCAAUGACUCUAAACAGAAAAAUAGUUCAGGAAAAAAUAAUAAUUCUAAAGAAAAAGGCAGUUCAGGAAACAGCAAUGACUCUAAAGAUGGCAACAGUUCAGAAGGCAGCAAUCAAUCUAAAGACAAUGACAGUUCAGAAACCAGCAAUGACUCUAAACAGAAAAAUAGUUCAGGAAAAAAUAAUAAUUCUAAAGAAAAAGGCAGUUCAGGAAACAGCAAUGACUCUAAAGAUGGCAACAGUUCAAAAGGCAGCAAUCAAUCUAAAGACAAUGACAGUUCAGAAACCAGCAAUGACUCUAAACAGAAAAAUAAUUCAGGAAAGAAUAAUAAUUCUAAAAAAAAAGGCAGUUCAGGAAACAGCAAUGACUCUAAAGAUGGCAACAGUUCAGAAGGCAGCAAUCAAUCUAAAGACAAUGACAGUUCAGAAACCAGCAAUGACUCUAAACAGAAAAAUAGUUCAGGAAAAAAUAAUAAUUCUAAAGAAAAAGGGAGUUCAGGAAACAGCAAUGAUUCCAAAAAUAAUGAUAGUUCAGAAGAUAAUACAAAUUCCAAAAGCGACCAUAACAAUAAAAAACACAAAAAAAGAGAAGAUAGUAAUAAUAUAGGAUCAUCUGAUAAUUCUAGCAAUAAUAAUAAUAAUAAUAAUAAUAGUGAUAAUAAUAAUAAUAAUAACAAUGGGACUAGCUUAAAAGGAACAGGAGAAAACAGUUCUUUGUCUGGAGGGAAUAUCUUGUCUAACUUAUUAAAGUUAGUAUAUAAUCUAUUGUCUUCCAUACUGAAUUCCAUAAUAAACUUGGUCACAUUACCUAUCGAAGGCAUAAUAAACUUGGUCACAUCACUUGUCGGAGGCAUAGUUGAACUUUUAACAUCUUUACCAUCUGUAUUAGGAAACCUACUUAAAGGAAUUGUUAAUCUUCUACAUAAUAUAUUGUCUAAUCCCGCAAACAUAUUAACAUACUUGCUAAACGCUGUAAUUGAUCUCCUCAAAAGUGUAUUUAAUCUUGUUGGAUCGUUACUAAACAAUAUUUUAGAAGCUGUUGUAAAACUCUUAGAUUCAAUCUUACCCAAAAGUUUAACAUCAUUGCUUGGCAUUUAAGGUUUUGUUUCCAAGUAAUAAUCGACAAUGUCUUAUAUCCAUUAUAUGUAAAACAAUAAAAACAUUAAUCAAAAUUAUACAAUGAAAUAUAAUGAAUGAAUAAAUA
This is a messenger RNA of Vespa velutina, 2333 nucleotides long. Its product is annotated as dentin sialophosphoprotein-like. The coding region runs from base 80 to 2227 and encodes 715 amino acids. NCBI's taxonomy places the organism in Eukaryota, Metazoa, Arthropoda, Insecta, Hymenoptera, Vespidae. The record is from RefSeq and is a predicted model, not a curated record. The transcript is spliced from 3 exons.